UGGCUUUGCCCAGACGCAGAGACCCCCCACCUCCAAAGAGGUCCUCCUUGAGCGGUGUCAAGACUAUAAAACCGAGGGUCAGCCCCUAGAGCCAGCCUUCGGCCUCCCCUGCACACAUAUUUUCCCCUUAGUGGUGGCAGCAGGAGGCGGCCCUUGAGGCUGGAACCCGAAGCGGAAAGUGGCUUAGGAAAGUGCAGCUGGGCUCCCUCCACCCUGCACCUCCAGGAGCAGACAGAAUAGAGGCUUCUCCCGAAAGAGCCACACAUUCCUGCCCAAGAUCUUCUUCCGCAAAAUGUCAUCCUCAGGGGCCAAGGACAAGCCCGAGCUGCAGUUUCCCUUCCUGCAGGAUGAGGAGACGGUGGCCACGCUGCACGAGUGCAAGACCCUGUUCAUCCUGCGCGGCCUGCCGGGCAGCGGCAAGUCCACGCUGGGCCGGGUCAUCUUGAGCAGGUACCACGACGGCACCAAGAUGGUGUCCGCUGACGAUUACAAGAUCACCCCUGGUGCUCGCGGAGAUUUCUCGGAGCAGUACAAGCGGCUGGACGAGGACCUGGCUGCCUACUGCCGCCGGGACGUCCGGGUCCUCGUGCUGGAUGACACCAACCACGAGCGGGAGCGGCUGGAGCAGCUCUUCGAAAUGGCCGACCAGUACCAGUACCAGGUGGUGAUGGUGGAGCCCAAGACGGCCUGGCGGCUGGACUGUGCCCAGCUCAAGGAGAAGAACCAGUGGCAGCUGUCUGCCGACGACCUGAAGAAGCUGAAGCCUGGGCUGGAGAAGGAAAUCCUGCCCCUCUUCUUCGGCUGGUUCUUGACCAGGAAGAGUUCCGAGAACCUCCGCAAGGCUGGCCAGGCCUUCCUGACGGAGCUGGGGAACCACAAGGCCUUCAAGAAGGAGCUCCGACAAUUUAUCCCUGGUGAUGAGCCCAGGGAGAAGAUUGAUCUGGUCACCUACUUCGGGAAGAGACCCCCGGGGGUGCUGCACUGCACCGCCAAGUUCUGCAACUAUGGGAAGGCUCCUGGGGCAGAGGAGUAUGCCCACCUGGACGUGGUGAAGAAAUCCUACGGCAAGGCCUUCACGCUGACCGUCUCUGCCCUCUUUGUGACGCCCAAGACAACCGGAGCCCGGGUAGAGCUGAGCGAGCAGGAGCUGCCCUUGUGGCCGAGCGACGCGGACACGCUGCCACCCUCGGACAGCCUGCCCCGGGGCAGCCGUGCCCACAUCACCCUCGGCUGCGGCAGCGGCGUGGAGGCCGUGCAGACCGGCUUUGACCUCCUAGAUAUCGUGAAGCAGGAGAAGGGGGGCAGCCGAGGCGAGGAGGUGGGUGAGCUAAGCCGGGGCAGGCUCUACAGCCUGGGCAAUGGGCGCUGGGUGCUGAGCCUGGCCAAGAAGAUGGAGCUCAGGGCCGUCUUCACAGGGUACUACGGGCAGGGCAAGCUUGUGCCCACACACGGCGCCCAGAAGGGCCGCGCCAUGCAGUCCUGCACCAUCAUCUGAGCGUCCUCACCGCCACGCGCCCCUUGAUCUUUAGAAGGGAAGGGGGAGGAGGGGACGUGCCCUAAGCUUCAUCUCUGAAUUUUUUUUUUUACUCAAAGUUAACCUUCCUGUAACUUUUAAAAAAUGUGUAAAAUAACUCCCUUUUCCUACCCACUGUUUCCCCUCUAACACUCAUGUUGUCAACACAAGGAGGGGUGGUGGGCAGGCGCCAUUCCGGGGCCCGGACCCAAGCCGAGGGCCUGGCGCUGCGGCCCAACCCAGCCCUGCUCCCAGUUACUGGUGCCCCGGCGCCUGCCCUGCCCACGGCUGCACGGACCCACCGGGUGGGCAGGGCAGCUCUGGAAAACUAGUGGUGGGCUUGAAAGGGCGGGGACCCCUGGGCUUUGAUCCCAUUUCUUAAUCAGUACAGCCCCAAGAAGGCUGGGGCUACUUAUCAGGGUACAAAAAGGGGGGGUCACCUCCCACUUUAGUCCUAAGUGCCUGUCCCUGCUUUCACUCUGUAACUAGGUAACAGUCUGGUAACUAGGGAAGAACACAGUAGGCAGCUGCCAUAUCCCAGGCUGGCUGCGGGCCUUCCUGCCAGUGGUGUGGCGGCGUGGAUGGGAGGCUGAGGCCAGAGACAGGCCCUCGGUGGGGAAGCUCCAGUCUCGCUGUCUGUCCAGCCCAUCUCGCCUCCUCGGUGCCUCUGGGGGCCUGUGUGCCUCCUCUAAAGGGGGCUGGUGGGUACCAAGAGCCAAUGCAGCGGACUCCUGCUGUUAAGGACCAAGCCUCACCUGGUGCCUCUGGAAAGGGUUAACACUGCUACGUGUGCUGUGGUUCUUGGGGUGCCCUCUACUUGCCUCUGCUCAGUAACAGGACCUUGCUAAUCAGGUUGUCACUAGACAAAAGUGCUUGGGAUUUAAGUUACUAUCCUGUCUUUGCCCAACCUCAGCAACUUGUAAGACUGAUAAUGAAAUAAAUCAUGUUAAUCCGA
Messenger RNA from Condylura cristata (star-nosed mole), 2468 nucleotides. It is a transcript of the gene CNP, whose product is annotated as 2',3'-cyclic nucleotide 3' phosphodiesterase. Gene Ontology annotation, molecular function: 2',3'-cyclic-nucleotide 3'-phosphodiesterase activity. Lineage: Eukaryota; Metazoa; Chordata; Mammalia; Eulipotyphla; Talpidae. Gene Ontology annotation, biological process: cyclic nucleotide catabolic process. The transcript has 4 exons. Gene Ontology annotation, cellular component: membrane; cytoplasm. The record is from RefSeq and is a predicted model, not a curated record. Bases 293 to 1495 code for a protein of 400 amino acids.